This is a messenger RNA of Musa acuminata AAA Group (dessert banana), 4721 nucleotides long. RefSeq lists its product as uncharacterized. Lineage: Eukaryota; Viridiplantae; Streptophyta; Magnoliopsida; Zingiberales; Musaceae. The transcript is spliced from 5 exons. The record is from RefSeq and is a predicted model, not a curated record. The coding region runs from base 2658 to 4721 and encodes 687 amino acids.
UUACUAUGCUUAAUAAACCACUGCAACUUAAAAUUCCUAGUUAAAGAAAGCUAUGAUCAUUGGAAACUAUUCUUGUGUUUCAAAAAUCCUAGCCCAAGAAUUACUGAUUAUUAACAGUAAAAUCCUGGCCCAAGAUAUAAAAUACUUCGAUUAGAAAUUACAAUACUAGAUGUCUAUUUAUGCAGUUCUCAGAAUGAUAGAAAUGAGUUGAGUUAAUUCUAUUUGUGAAUCAUGGAAACUCAAUAUAUUUCUAUCCCUGUAAAUUGUUUAUUGUAGUGGGAUAAGACUGCAAUCUGAAAGGUCUAUGAACACCUAAUCUUUUGCAACCCACAGCUAGCUUAGGCAAUGUUAGGUUAAUUAUAAGAGUAUGGACAAAAUAUAUAUGCAUAUAUAUAUGUAUAAUGCCAAAGACAGUAAUUAUCCAAAGAAUGUCUUCUUCCUUAGCCACACAACUCACUCAAAUCUAAUAAUAUUAUUAUCACUAGGUGUCACAGUAAGCUCGUCAUCGAGAUUGUUGGCUUGUUCUUGAGUUGAAGGUUGGCAAUUAAAAUAGCUGCUAAGAGUGAAUACAAUACCUACAGAUGUAGAGGUUAGGCAGGGGUUUAUUAUUCUUGCAUGCACCUCCAUGGUUGUGAGAUGUUGGUCCUCACUUCAUGGAAGAUCAUCACAGAUGAAACCAACGUUCUUUGUGAUGGGGUUAGGUUGGAUUACUGCACUCCUGACAGUGAUAGCAUCAGCAACUUGAACUUGUUUUUGCUUGGAUACCCUACCAAGACUUGGCUGCUUGCUUGCACUCAGCAUGAGAGAGAUGCAUUAGUUUUGUUUCUUCAAGUCUGAGAAGAUGCCCAUGCAGCACAAGGAAAGGGCAGGAGACUUGAAAGUGAUGCAAGAGGAAGCCUGCAUGAACUCUUGGAUCUGCACUCGUGUAUGUGCAUUAGUUUCUUCUGUCCAAUAAUUAAGAUUGCAUGCAUCCACCAAAUAAAACAUGAAUUCUCCUUGUUUCAGCUAAGCACUGUGUCUAUGACACCAAACAUAUCUAAGAUUCUGUAACACCAGCUGGCUGAGUGUAUCCACCAUGUCUUGUUAGGCUUACACUCCACAAGAAGAGUCUCUUUAAGAUAAUCUCAGGCUUAUGAUGCAAUGGGAUUGAAUGAUUAUGGUAUGAUAGAAGAAAAAGAUACCGUACUUUGUAUAUUACAUCCACCACAUUCAUUGAUGCAAUUAUCCUUCGAUAGAAGAAAAUGAUUGAUAAGAAUAAUUAAGCCAAUAUUUUGGGCUGGAGGAAUGCAAAAGGCACUUUCAAAUGCAAGGAAAAAUAAAGCAGCAGUAGAGAUAUGAUAGCUCGACUAUAGAAAAAGUAGCUAAACUGGUAUGUGAAAGUACAUAUAGAGCCAACCAUAAGUAGAGUAAGUGAACUGUCAUGGGCUUGUAUUUGUCUUAUGCCCAUGUAAAGGCCUCACCUUCGGCAAGUUAGUGGAUUCAUAACUACAAAUCAAAUUAUGAAAAGAUUCAGCCAUUUUGUGGGGAAAAUAAAUCGACCCUGUUGAAAUAUAGAUGCAUGAAACUGAAAGCCAAAUAGGAGAUUCACUUGAUAGAGUAUGUUUGAUCAACUCAGUUGCCAUGUUACCAUCAAAUCAAAUUGGAAAGGUCCAUAUCAAGUAUAUCUUCCCUAAUCCCUCAACCAUUACAGCUUAGUAAACUGUGGAGAACUGCAGUUUACUGGGAAUGUCUCUUCCUAAUUGCAGUGGUGCUGAACACUGUGGAGAAAACAAGCUGCCGUAGUAAAACCUUUUAUUAUCCAUAUUACCAGAUGGUUAAGAUAGAUGCAUUGCAUGCAUCUAUUUUAGCUGCAGCUUUUAUCUAUCUUAACAUUCUAUCUUAAAUGGGUUUAUCUAUCUUAAUAUUCUAUAUACAUUCUCUUUUCAGUGAUAGCAACUUUCUAUGUACAUUGUUGCUUAAUUAUCUAAUAUUCAGAUCCAUAAAACAUCAUGAAGUUGGUUUGAUAAUUAUCUAACAGCAGUUUUCACCUAGCAAAGUAUAUGAUUCAAAUAAAUUGGGCUUUCCUUCACAACUGGCCUCAGCUCAUUGUUUGACCAAUAGGCAGAUUCUUCCCCAAGACACACCUUUCAAAACCUCACAGUCUUGUCAAGUGGAGAGAACCUGGUUCUCCAAGCAGGGGACCUCUGCUACAAUUCAAGGCAUGCAUGUGCAAGCCACAAGUGCCACCUCUGAAGCUCCUGCAAUCCCCAGCAGUCAGCAGUAGAGAAGUUUGGACACAUCUGCAGGUACAUGACUGAAGUCUGAAGGUCUUGUUCAAUUAAUGCCUUCUCUUAUUUUAACUUCAAUCUUUGGAAUCUUCACAACUUGAAACUGGAGUGUGUGAUGGCAGCUAUAUAUAUUGUUUGAAGAACAAAAGAAGACAAGCAGGGUUUUGUUUUGCAUUUCUUCUGUUGACAAUGGAGGAGGAACCAGAAAGAAGCCUGCAACACACUGCCAAACUUGUACCAGUGCAGUGCCAAAAGAGCCUACAUAUGCCCUCUGCCCCACUCCAGCUUUCAACAGUAGUGGACUACCCUAUGCAUCACAUAGCAUACAAAGGAGUACCGGGCGCAGUGAGCGCAGUGAGUGGGUCUUAAUUGCUGAAGAGCUUCAUAGAAAUGAGGGAGGGUGGUUCGGCUUCGAACUUGGCGGUCGUUGAGAGGAAGGAGACGCGGAGGAAACCUGGGGGAUGCAUCGGCGUCUUCUUCCAGCUGUUUGACUGGAAGAAGAAGAAGCAGUUCCCCAAGAAACUGUUCCCUCCUGUCACUGCUGCAAAGCGGGUGUUGAGGAGGAUUGGUGGGCAUGAGAAGCUGACUGUGGCCAAGCACUUGCUGGUUCCACAAGAGAAUAGUGGAGGCAUUGCGGCGGUGAAGAGAGCGGAGACUGGCAGAUCAUGUUCUUCUCAAGAUAGUCUAGCUACAGGAAUGUGUACUCCCGGGUUGGUGGCCAGGUUGAUGGGUCUCGAGUCCAUGCCCGUUGCUCACCAUGACAACACAAGACAUGCUUCGACUUCGGAUUUCGACGACGUCCAGUGUCUGAAAGUUGGUUCAAGGCCUCAGAAGUUGCCGAAGACGGGGAGAUUCUUGAAGAACCGGCGGCCUACCGGAAACGCCAGCCGGAUCGGUUCAGACGCUUUGCAGCUCAACAUGAGCUUGGAGCAGCAGCGCAAGCUCGCUCUGCUGUUGAAGAGCCAAAGGACGCCCUCGAAGAGGAAGAAAGCCCGGCUAGUGGAGGUUGCUACCAAGAUCUUGGAACCGGGUUUGCAGUCCAGGAACCGGUUGAAAUUUGGCGUCACCGGUGUGGGCAUUUCGUCGAACAUUGCAGAAGGUUCUGACGCUCCCUUCCUGUCAAAGAAACCUGAUGAACCCUUGUGCUAUGAUUUCCUCCUCGGCUCCUGCACGAGCUGUGGCAACUUGGUGGAAGUGGUCGACUUGAGGUCAACUGACAAUGCUGCACAAGGACUUGAUCAUGGACAUGGUGCUUUGGACUCCGACUAUGGAUCAGCAUCAUCAUUACCAUCAUCAUCUUGUGAUACAGCUGUGCUGGGAAGUGAGAAAAGAGUAAGAACACUUCCAAUUCGAGGGGAAGAUAUUAAGAGGAGUUCUUCACUGAUUACUGCAAAAGGUCAGAGCAGAGCAGCACCGUUGGCUCUUGAAGCUAAGACUAAUAGUGUUCACAGCAGGGAUAGGAAAUGCAGUGUAAGAAAUGAACAGGAUAUGUGCAGGAUGCCUGAGAGUAUUGCUCCCAAGCAGAACAAUUGGAGGCUGAGUCAGUCAACAUUGUCAAAUGAAAAUUUGGUCUCAGGGUCUAGGCAGCAUAGUCGGCAGUGCAACACAAGAGGCUCGAAUGCGGUGAUUGGGACGAAAAAGUUUGCUGCUGCCAACAAAAGCUUCGAGAGUCGGACGCUUGCAAAUUGCAGAACUAGAGCAUCAAAGAAAAAUGUAAUGAAGCUGGGAAAAUGUGAUCUUGAUCAGGAUAACAUGGUUCCUAAAGGAAGACCUAUGAGUAAUGGAGCCUUCAUGAAGCAAAGAAAUCUUAAAAAAGAGUUGGUGAAGUCCAAAAUUUCAGGAUCGAUCGGUAACCACCUUAGAAAUCGGACUAGCAUUAGAAGUGAUUCACAAGAAGAUGCGAAAGCUGGUGGUCGCAGUAGAAAAACGAAUAGUACAAGUCCUUCGAUGCUUAAUUCACGAACACGGCAAGUAUCAGGGUCUACAUCCCAUCAAAAUAAGGUUGAGAGGAGCAAGGCCUUCAAUGAGCUCACUGGUUGUACUUCUCCAAAGGAACUUGUAUUAAGUCAAGAGAGUGAAAAAUUAUCUUCACAAAAUGAAAUAGAAGAAGAUGCAUUGUUUGCUUAUCUUGAAGAUAAAAUAACAGAUCUGUCCUGUUUGGAUGAGAACAACUUGCAGGCAGAUCAUUAUUUUCCAGGAAUAUCUUCUCUUUCAAUUCUAGAAAGGAUGAUAUCUACACUACUGAAUAGAGGGUCCCCAUCUCCAAAGAAUACUGAUAGAGCGAAAAAUAACUUACAUUUAUCUUGCAUCGAUUCUUCUGACGAUGCCAUCUUUGAUGGACAAAGAGCAAAAACAACUGAAAAAGUUCAGGCAAGUUACAAUUAUUUGGAUAUUCAAGUUAAUUUUCAGACUGGCAUUAAGCUUUCAAAUUUUCUGUUUUGUGCAUUUGCAUGA